Molecule: messenger RNA, 567 nt
Organism: Prosopis cineraria
Lineage: Eukaryota; Viridiplantae; Streptophyta; Magnoliopsida; Fabales; Fabaceae
Exons: 2
Coding region: 1-567 (188 amino acids)
Source: RefSeq, a predicted model, not a curated record
AUGGUGGUAGUUUUACCAAAGCAAGAUGGCUCAGUUUCAUUGCCAGUGGACCUAGAACAUGUUAACAUUUACAAUAGGAAUGAAGGUGAGGACGAAGACGUGUAUCGGCCAGAUAUGGCAAAUGAGGGUAUUGAUUUGGAGGAACAUUUAAGAGAUAGUGAUGAGAUCUUAAGAACUACUGGAGUAAGCGGUGAAUUUAAUAAAGUAGUUCUGAAUGCUUCUCAAAGAAUCUUACGUGGAGGCAAUGGUAAAAGGAAGAGGGGUGAAAGCAGUAACAAUAGAAAGAAGAACAAGUUACUUAGUACAAGUCAAAUAGCAGAUGCAAUAAGUGUGAUAGCUCAAACAACAAAGGAAGAAUCUCAACAAGCCAAGGAAACAUCAAUUCUUGAAGUCAUGUCUAUAGUCAAACAAUGGAAAGAAGUUGCAACUGACAAACAUUCGGUUUCACGAUGCAUGUCACUCUUCAUGUCCCGAGAGGUUAGGGUGAUGUUUUUGACAAUGAAGGAUGAUAAAGAAAGUGUUUUGGAGUGGUUGAGAUAUGAAUAUCACAAAAUGGUUGAUUAUUAG